AUGCUAAGGUUGAUUAACAGAGGGGUCCUAGCCAAAAAAGCACCAUGGAAAUCAGAGGAAGAAAAUCAGGCAAAACUAUACCUCCGAUACUUCAGCAAUAAACAACCAAAAUUAACCAAUUCGAAAAGACUAUUGAGUGAAAUAUGCCCCCCUCCACCAAAGCCACCCCCCAAAAAGAUGGGGAUGAUAUCAAAACUGAUGUUAAGCACUGUAUUAGUGGGUGGCGCUACAUUGGGGUAUGCCAAGUAUGAUGAUAAUUUUAGGAAUGAUUUAGCUGAAUAUGCCCCUUUCACCGAUACUUUAAUCAAGUACAUUUUCUUCGAACAAAGCCCCUUGGAUGCUUUGUCCGAGUCUUAUAAUUCUUUAAAAGAUACUGUUGUGUCUUCUGUUACUUUUUCAGAGACCAAAGAUAUACCAUCUGCUAUUCCUAAACCCAAAGAGUAUAAAGCCCCGCCGCCUAUAACGCCAUCUUUGGAGAAGCCUCAAAAGCAGGAAUCAAGUUACACUGAAAUCAGGCUCGAAACAAAAGAGAAAGGCAAAUCGGAGCCGAAUGUGGAAAUCGUUGGCGAUGUAAAGCCUGAGGUUAGAGAAGAAGGUAUCGAAGAUUUGGAGAGAAAAAUAUGCGAGAGCGCAACGGAAGCUGUAAAUGCCUACAACCGCGCUACCUACAAUUUAAAGAAAUACAAUCAAGAAAUCGCGUACGUUAUCGACGAGGCAGUCGACAAAAUCAAACCCGAUGUCUGGGAUAACAUCAAAGAGAAAUCAAGAUACAAGCAAGAUUGCAUCAAGAGUGCCGAAAGCAAAGCCGAAGAGGCUUCGAAAGUCAUCAACGAGCUCAAAUGCUUGCUAUCGAAACCCAGCUACAAAGCUUCGGAAGCCACGAAGGAAAUAGUGCGCGCCAACCUGGCCAAGGUUCAGGAAGACAUAGCGAACGCGAAAAAAACGUUGGAGAACGAGAAAAAGUUGGGCAGCGUGACGGAGAAGUACUGGGAGAAGGUGGAGGCGGCGAGAAAGCACUUUUCUCACGAGCUCGAAACCCUCUUUCCCACCAUCGACUUGGGCAGCAAGCAGGUGCACAUCAACCCGGAAGACGUAGAUCUUUUCGUCUUGCAUACUUACGCCAACGUGCUCUACUAUCAGAAAGAGCUGGCCAAGUUGGAGACCGUCAUCCACGACAAGGUCCAAAGGGCCGUGGACUCGGUGCGCAAAGGCGGCGGCGAAGUUUUGACAGACGCGCAGGUCUGCGAGGCCAUCCAGCAGGAGAAGAGGAAGUUGGCGGUGUGCUUUCAGCAACAGUGCCUCAAGAUGAAGAAGGAGAUGGAGUGCGACAUGCGCGAGCAGCUCAAGAUCCAGUCGCAGGCUUUCAGCGACCACCUGAAGGAGGCUAUCGAAGCCAGGGCGGCCGAAAUCGAACGGGAUCUCUCGAGGGUGUUCGACGAGAAGUUGGAGAACGAAAAGUGCCGAUACAAGUACCAGUUGGCCACCAUGAUUGGCAGACUUCGCGGCCUCGACCACGCCAUCAAAGCUAAAGCUGACAACGACGCCAUGGCGAAGCGCGCCCAGGUCUUAUGGAGUGCCGCGCAGGCACUUUUAAGGUCUCUGCGUUCCACCUGCGCAGGACAGCCUUGGAAGGACCAAUUAAGACCGCUCAACCCCGAAAUCAAGGCCAUCCAAAAGGCGGCAGCCGACAACGACGAGCUGGUGUGCUCGGUGGUGGCCGCCAUUCCGAAAGAGGCUACCGAACGCGGCGUGUACCCCGAGGAGGCCAUAAGAGAGCGCUUCCUCAAGGUGGAAGAGGUUGCGCGCAAGAUGGCGCUGGUGCCCGAAGAGGGCGCCUCCCUCCCCAUCCACAUCCUCUCCUAUCUUCAGUCGGUGCUUCUGGUGAAGGCCGCCAGCCCCAUCCCGCAAUCCGAACUGGAGGAUUGCGAGGUCGACUUCAGCAAGCUGGACACCAACGACAUCUUGCAGAGAGCCAGAUACUGGUUGGAUCGCGGCGAUUUGGAGCAAACGUUAAAAUACAUGAAUUUGCUAAAAGGUGCCCCACGUUCAGUGGCUAGACAGUGGAUGAACGAAACUAGAAUUUUGCUCGAGACUCAGCAAGCCGCCAACACCCUGAUGGCGUAUGCUGCCUCUAGCGGUUUAAUGUAUUUGUAG
Messenger RNA from Brassicogethes aeneus, 2154 nucleotides. Lineage: Eukaryota; Metazoa; Arthropoda; Insecta; Coleoptera; Nitidulidae. The record is from the annotation of a GenBank genome assembly.